This is a messenger RNA of Oncorhynchus keta (chum salmon), 4832 nucleotides long. Its product is annotated as alpha-1A adrenergic receptor-like. The record is from RefSeq and is a predicted model, not a curated record. Gene Ontology annotation, molecular function: alpha1-adrenergic receptor activity. Bases 285 to 1784 code for a protein of 499 amino acids. The transcript is spliced from 2 exons. Lineage: Eukaryota; Metazoa; Chordata; Actinopteri; Salmoniformes; Salmonidae. Gene Ontology annotation, biological process: regulation of cardiac muscle contraction; adenylate cyclase-activating adrenergic receptor signaling pathway; phospholipase C-activating G protein-coupled receptor signaling pathway. Gene Ontology annotation, cellular component: membrane.
ACGGAGUGAGAGGCGACAGUCACGACGACUGCAGCAGCUGGUUAAAGUGAUAUAAUCUUGUGUUAUGAAAUUUAAGUUUUCCGGAAAACAUCAGGGGAUUAUGGAACCACACCAUAGAAGGUCAUUGCGCUUUUUCGAUCAGUUUUGCGCUCAUUCUUAGUAAUUGUUUUAAUUUCCAAAGCCACUUUAAAUGAAGAAUACUGGUGAUUUAACAAAAUUAACAAUGUAUUUGUGUUGAUCCAUGGAUUUACACUUAUCUGGUAUGGAGGAACUGGGUCAUCAACAUGAGUUUUGAUACUGCUAAUGAUGCCAACUUCUGGAGUAACGGGUCCUCUGAGCUGUACGCAGAGACACCAGGACCGUUGUCUGCAAAUAAUACCAAUUUGACCACAGCGAAUUACACAGACACGAAUCCUCUGGACCUUACCCGAGCCGUGUCAGUUGGUAUGGUUCUGGGCGCUUUCAUUUUGUUCGCAAUCGUGGGCAACAUACUCGUAAUACUUUCCGUUGUGUGCAACAGACACCUGCGUAUCCCAACGAACUAUUUCAUUAUCAACCUAGCAAUUGCAGACCUGUUACUGGGUACCACAGUUCUGCCCGUGUCCGCAACACUGGAGAUUCUCGACUACUGGGUAUUCGGGAGGAUCUUCUGUGACAUCUGGGCAGCAGUGGACGUGUUAUGUUGCACGGCCUCCAUCAUGAGCCUGUGCGUAAUAUCCAUAGACCGUUAUAUAGGCGUGCGCUACCCACUGCAGUACCCCUGUAUAGUAACGGAGAAAAGAGCCAUUUUGGCCAUGCUCGGUGUGUGGGUUCUCGCCACUGUCAUCUCCAUCGGACCUCUACUAGGGUGGAAACAACCACCCUCAAAUGAUGACACCGUUUGCCCCAUCACCGAAGAGCCCUUUUACGCACUCUUCUCCUCCCUGGGUUCAUUUUACAUACCUCUGGCUGUCAUCCUGUGCAUGUACUGCCAGGUUUAUGUAGUUGCCAAACGGACCACUAAGAACUUGGAGGCGGGGGUCAUGAAAGAACGCAUGGACUCGAAUGAGCUCACGCUCAGGAUCCACUGCAAAAACGCACAGCUGCAAGAAUACUGCGUCACGGGCAAAGGCCAGGCGCGGAGCACACUAACGGUGAAACUGCUCAAAUUCUCCCGAGAGAAGAAAGCUGCUAAAACUCUGGGUGUGGUGGUAGGCAUGUUUAUUCUCUGCUGGCUGCCAUUCUUCCUCGUGCUGCCCAUCGGGUCGUUCAACGCCAACCUGCGUCCCUCGGAGACGUUCUUCAAGGUGAUCUUCUGGCUGGGCUACUUCAACAGCUGCCUGAACCCCAUCAUCUACCCCUGCUACAGCCGAGAGUUCAAGCAGGCCUUCAUACGUAUCCUUAAGUGCCGCUGCCAUCAGAAGAAGAAGCAGAAAGGUUGGAAUGCCUACUACAACCAACGUUCCUCUCGCCUGGGCUCCACCAAUACCUCCUACCUGAACGGAAGUCAGCAGACCCUGUCCUCCGUCAACCCCAGCCCUCACUGUGUCAGCAAAGUGACUGGCUCUCGCCUAGAGCCUGGGUUUGACCUCAACUCCCCAUCCCCCUGCACGUCUCUGCCAGGGAGCCCUUUCACUGGCCAGAUGAGAGCCCUCCCUGGGGCUGUCUACCAGAGCACCAGCAGAAAUAACAGAGUCCACCUGGUCUCUCCCCUGGCCAGGGAGUCAGUUCAUGCCAAUGGACAGAGUAGAAAUGGAGAGGUGGAGCAUGGAUCAAUCAGGGCAACACCUGACACAAUUAUGUAAUGACUGUGUGGGGCACCAGUCAUAAGCCUGGACAAUAUCGUUUAAUAGUCUGUACUAAUGCUUUUAGAGACACUAUACAUUGGAUCAUUGUAAAUGUCUAAAUGCAAUAUGGACAGCAGCCUAACUACUGUAGCAGUAUGGAUUGAAGAUGUCCACAUCACAAUGAUUCCCUGAGUAUUUAUUACUAAGAAUCUGGUUGCUUCUAGUUCCAUGUCCUCCAAAUGUCAUCGUCAAUAGGUCUUUUGGACAAUUUUAGACAGAACAGUGAGGUUCUCUGCUACUGCACAAAACAUUUGCAGAACAAUGUGUGCAGCUCUGGCACAUACUAACUAGGCCCUUGAAAGACUCCAUGAAAAAGGGACCAACUGUACCCACGUUUUGACUUGGGUUGCACUGCUCUGCAUUUGUAACAGAUAUACAUACAGUUGAAGUCGGAGGUUUACACACACCACAGCCAAAUACAUUUCAGCUCAGUUUUUCACAUUUCCUGACAUUUAAUCUUAGUAAAAAUUCCCUGUCUUAAGUCAGUUAGGAUAAUCACUUUAUUUUAAGAAUGUGAAAUGUCAGAAUAAUAGUAGAGAGAAUGAUUUAUUUCAGCUUUUAUUUCUUUCAUGACAUUCCCAUUGGGUCAGAAGUUUACAUACACUCAAUUAGUAUUUGGUAGCAUGGCCUUUAAAUUGUUUAACUUGGGUAAAACAUUUUGGGUAGCCUUCCGCAAGCUUCCCACAGUAAGUUGGGUGAAUUUUGGCUCAUUCAUCCUGACAGAGCUGGUGUAACUGAGUCAGGUUUGUAGGCCUCCUUGCUCGCACAUGCUUUUUCGGUUCUGCACACAAAAUGUCUAUAGGAUUGAGGUCAGGGCUUUGUGAUGGCCACUCCAAUAUCUUGACUUUGUUGUCCUUAAGCCAUUUUGCCACAACAUUGGAAGGAUGCUUGGGGUCAUUGUCCAUUUGGAAGACCCAUUUACGACCAAGCUUUAACUUCCUGACAGAUGUCUUGAGAUGUUGCUUCAAUAUAUCCACAUAAUUUUCUUUCCCCAUGAUGCCAUCUAUUUUGUGAAGUGCACCAGUCCCUCCUGCAGCAAAGCGCCCCCACAACAUGAUGCUGCCACCCCCGUGCUUCAUGGUUGGGAUGGUGUUCUUCGGCUUGCAAGCCUCCCCCUUUUUCCUCCAAACAUAACGAUGGUCAUUAUGGCCAAACAGUUCUAUUUUUGUUUCAUCAGACCAGAGGACAUUUGUCCAAAAAGUAUGAUCUUUGUCCCCAUGUGCAGUUGCAAACCGUAGUCUGGCUUUUUCCAUGGCAGUUUUGGAGCAGUGGCUUCUUCCUUGCUGAGUGGCCUUUCAGGUUAUGUCGAUAUUGGACAAGUUUUAUUGUGGAUAUAGACGCUUUUGUACCUGUUUCCUCCAGCAUCUUCACAAGGUCCUUUGCUGUUGUUCUGGGAUUGAUUUGCACUUUCGCACCAAAGUACGUUCAUCUCUAGGAGACAGAACGCGUCUCCUUCCUGAGCGGUAUGAUGGCUGCGUGGUCCCAUAGUGUUGAUACUUGCGUACUAUUGUUUGUACAGAUGAAUGUGGUACCUUUAGGCAUUUGGAAAUUGCUCCCAAGGAUGAACCAGACUUGUGGGAGGUCUAAAAAAAUAAUUCUGGGGUCUUGGCUGAUUUCCUUUGAUUUUCCUAUGAUGUCAAGCAAAGAGGCACUGAGUUUGAAGGUUGGCCUUGAAAUACAUCCACAGGUACACCUCCAAUUGACUCAAAUUAUGUCAAUUAGCCUAUCAGAAACUUCUAAAGCUAUGACAUAAUUUUCUGGAAUUUUCCAAGCUGUUUAAAGGCACAGUCAACUUAGUGUAUGUAAACUUCUGACCCACUGGAAUUGAAAUAUGAAAUAAUCUGUCUGUAAAAGUGAAAUAAUCUGUCUGUAAACAAUUGUUGGAAAAAUGACUUGUGUCAUGCACACAGUAGAUGUCCUAACCGACUUGCCAAAACUAUAUUUUGUUAACAAGAAAUGUGUGGAGUGGCUGAGAAAUGAGUUUUAAUGACUCCAACUUAAGUGUAUGUAAACCUCCGACUUCAACUAUAUAUAUAUAUAUAUUUUAAAAAAGGCAUGUCUCUACAAAUGUUUUUAGGGUGAAGAACGUUUCCUUGUUGUCAUAAUGAAUUUGCUCUAUUUGUCUGUUUGGUGAAAGUCAUGGCAUUGUGUUGAGAUCAUUCAGGGUCAUUAUUGACAUGAAUCCCAGUGUGCAUUUGGGUUUGUUCUCUCAAUCUAAGAAUCUAUUUGGAGCAUUCCAUAACAACCACUGUGUAAUGUUAAUAUUGAAAAUGCAUUUUUAGGUAUUAGUAUCGCAUGUUCGUAUAUCUUGAUAUACAGUGUCUUAUAGCAGCGUUUGUAGCUCACAUCUGCUAAACUUGGGAUUGAUGUUUAUUUAUUACAAUAUAGGUGGUGAUGGAGAUGUUAUUUUAUGUGAAGGGGAAUGUACUUUUAAUCUCAAACAAUUUAGAAGGACAAUGCAGUAACAACAUAACUAUGUUGACAAAUAAAAUCGAUCUUAAAGAUGGCUGUUCAGAUGGAUCUACAGUACAUGGAUGUACAGUACAUGGAUGUACAGUACAUGGAUCUACAGUACAUGGAUCUACAGUACAUGGAUCUACAGUACAUGGAUCUACAGUACAUGGAUCUACAGUAUAUUUAAGGAUAUUGUCAACUCAAAUGCCCUAAUUACUCUCUUGAAAAUAUGUAGUCAUAUUAAAAUGUAUCAAUCUUAAUUCAGACCAAAUAUUAUUUUUUAAAGAUGUCUUAUUCCACUAUGGUGACUAUAACCAAGUGAAGGGGAAUGGAAACGUAUAUUUACUAUUUCAUUACACACACUCACACACAAACACACACACACUCCCUGAUACACCCCAUAACUCGGCCCACUCACUAUACAUUCUUUCAAGACAAAGAUAAGACAGCACAGAGGUGAAAUGUGUCAAAAGAAAUGGCGUAGUUGUACAUAAUGUUCUUUUGUAAAUGGUUUUGAGUGCAGAGGUUAAAUAAACUUGAUUUAUAAAUGUU